AAAUGCAAUCAACUCAUUUCGCGUCUUGUUAGAACAGUGCGCGUACCUGGUAGGCCGUAAGAAACCCUCCAAAAUGAAAUCUGUGUCUAAAUCCCUGUAUUUAUUCCGUCAUAUACAAACAAACCAAGUUUUAUUUUCUAUGAAACAAGUUUUGAAACCGACGCAAUUGUUUCAAUUACCGUUCGCCAAGAAAGAACAAUCAACAGCUCCUUAUGGAAUGCGUCCUCCACGGAUUCGCAAAGAUCACUGGGUCCCAAUCUUGAAGGCGGAUUUCGAAAAUGAUCAGGUUGUUACAUCCAUAAUGUCUCAAUUACUAAAUUAUCGUCGAUAUCGGUCUAUUCAACCAUUAGACAAGGAACUUUUAGCUAUGCCCGUAUCUCAAAGGAACCGUUUGUUGAUGCAACAACAAGUUCCUAACACAAUUGCCGAUUUGGCUGAUAUUCUCAGAAAAAAAGAACUCACAAAUGGAUCCGUCAAUAUUCAGUGGAAAGAUCAGACAGACAGUGAAUAUGCUGAUUGGCCUGAAUCAGUCAAAAUGGAUCCCAGAAGAAUUACAACCACACGCGGUUUCCGGCCCUCUUAUCCUUCCUCUUCUACUAUUGAAAGCAUGGAAUCAACGGUGAGUGUCUAAGGCUUUUAGUGCUCCACAUACACUCGAAAAAAAAAUAACUUCGCGUAUUUCUAUCUGUACCUAUUCCAUAUAUAUUUCACUUAUCCCAUCUCUACCUCUUUCGUUUUGGUCUUGACCCUGCUAGUGUUCUAUGUUUUUCUACAUACAUGUCUAGCUGUCAUGUUUAAGGAAAAUAUAAAAUGAAUAAUUAAUUUUGAUGAAUAAAUAUAGUACAACUAUCCGGUAUAAGUCAACCAAAAAAUUUAUAGUGCUGUCGUGAUAGUAAGACUUUUGGAAUGAAUUAAUCCACAAGGAGGUAAGCCUUUCAUGAAGAUAAGCAGAUCAUCCACAUACUGUUCUGAUUUAGUAAAGUUCUGAUAUGUUUUGGCAUGGGGCGCUGGUAAAACAGUAAACAGUACCGCAGUAUCUUGUGUGUGUUCCUUGAUCAUUUCGUUCAUAAUAAUAUACUGGGCUCUCGACGAAAGAUUAUUGAAGCUGAAAUUAUCAUCUAGAUCUUCAUUUUCCAUGCUCUGGUGUUCGCUAGAAUCGGACAUUUGGGGUUGUGUAUCAUAAGGUGUUUCAAGGGAAUUAUGGGAGCAAAAUCGAUUAAGUUUAGGAAACGAGUCAUAUUCAUCGUCAACGGAUGAAGGUUGGCUAAAAGGAUGAGCUUGUUUUAGGGAUUGACCAAGUCGGAAACUCAAAGGAAUGCUCAGCGGUGGAGCACUUCGCUUUCGAGCACUGGAUGCCCCAAAGUUAUAGUCAGAGUAUUUACGAUGGAUUAACGAAUUUUUCGAAAAAGCCAUUGAACUAUUCCGAUGUCGUGAAAGAUCAUUCCACCAAGGGUCAUCUUUUAGCAUAAGCUCUAUAGUGGCUGCAUUUUCAGGUGAAAUGGGCUCAUUUUUCAAGAUAUAUCUAUAAGCUUCCAAGUUGCUUGAAGAAAGACACAGAACUUUCACUUCUGCUUUCAUCCUGAAUGUCUCUAGUAAUUGUUCCAAACUUUCUUUUUCAGCUUUGAUUUCAUUCUCGUGCUCUACGAUAGUAAGCAGCCGUAACGUGCAGCCCUGUUUCCACUCAGGUGAUGUGUGUAAUAUCCAACUUAAUUGAAAAACCAUUGUGUACGUCUCUAAAUUAGUAGCAAAUAAAGGCCUCGUCCUACUCGUAUUUGAUUCCAAAUUUGAAGCCAUGUGUACGGGAAACAUAUCAAUGUAUCGUUUUGUUCCUUUUGUCUGAGGCCACUGCAGUCUAUCAAAUCCAUAAGUUACCAUCACGUCAACAAGACCAGCUAGAAUGUCUUCUAGAAUUUGAACCCAUUUAACUGGUAAAAUUGCAUGUUCAGCAAUGUGGGAGUCCGACAUAUCUUUGGCACUAGAAGACUCGUCAUCAUCUUCAAGAGUUUUGUGCUUCGCUGCAUCAAUCUUUUUGUAUCUUGUGUUUAUAAACGUGAGUACGGCAAUAUUUGGACGUAUACCUCCUAGUCCAGCUGAUGAAAUAAGACCACGAAUUCCCCAUACUUCAUCGGGUGCAACAGUAAGAUCCACGAAUCCCUUGAUGUCUCUCUCAAGAAUGAACUCAUGCCAUAGUUGUUGCUGUCUUCGCAAUUCUUCCAUACUGGCUUGAAAAUCCUUAGACACAAUUACAUGCCCUAAAAUGUAAAGUGACCCUGGAAGAUUAGCAUAUUUGAGAGCUGUGUACUAACUUACCUUUUUUCAAAGAAUUGCAAAAACGAAUUAUAUUUUCCGAGCGGUUUGGAUUAUUUACGAGCAAUAAAAUCUGUGGACGCCAAUACUUUAUAUUCUCUUUCGUUUUAUUAGUAUGCAGAAGGUACUUUCGAAGUUGGUGAUAAAUAAUUCCUUGUGAAACAUCACCCCAGUUUUUUGGAGGACUUGUGAAGUAGAUGACAAAAAUCAAUAAUCCAGCAAUCAAGAACGAGACAAACGCGUUUAUUUGAUCGAUAUAAAACAUGAUCCCGAAAGACAGAGCGCACCCAAAACCAGUAGUAAAUCGAUUAAAAAACGAAAAGGUAGGACGAAAGUUGGGAGUGCUGCUUAAUCUUAAUAAUAGACAGGCCAAGUUAAUAAAUCCAAAUGUUAAGAGAAAAGUCAUAGUUAUCAUUGACGAAAGCAUGUUUAUGUCCCAAUAAAGACUAACUUGAGUAAUCACAUACGUUAAAAAUAUGGCA
Messenger RNA from Schizosaccharomyces octosporus yFS286, 2789 nucleotides. RefSeq lists its product as uncharacterized. NCBI's taxonomy places the organism in Eukaryota, Fungi, Ascomycota, Schizosaccharomycetes, Schizosaccharomycetales, Schizosaccharomycetaceae. Bases 74 to 631 code for a protein of 185 amino acids. The record is from RefSeq and is a predicted model, not a curated record. Gene Ontology annotation, biological process: DNA recombination; positive regulation of mitochondrial DNA replication. The transcript has a single exon. Gene Ontology annotation, cellular component: mitochondrial large ribosomal subunit; nucleus. Gene Ontology annotation, molecular function: structural constituent of ribosome; DNA strand exchange activity; single-stranded DNA binding.